Molecule: messenger RNA, 1729 nt
Organism: Musa acuminata subsp. malaccensis (wild Malaysian banana)
Lineage: Eukaryota; Viridiplantae; Streptophyta; Magnoliopsida; Zingiberales; Musaceae
Biological process (GO): transmembrane transport
Cellular component (GO): membrane
Molecular function (GO): transmembrane transporter activity
Source: RefSeq, a predicted model, not a curated record
CAAGUCCAACUCCUUGACCCUCUGACUUCGAUCCAAAGGAAGGGUGAACGGAGAAAAAAUGGUGGCGAUGGGAAUGGGGGUGGAGACGAGGACGUUGGUCCUGGUGAACCUGGCCGGGAUCAUGGAGCGGGCAGAUGAGGCGCUGCUACCGGCGGUGUACAAGGAGGUCGGUGCCGCCCUCGACGCCACCCCGACCGCCCUCGGAUCCCUCACCCUCUUCCGCUCCAUCGUGCAGACCUGCUGCUAUCCCCUCGCCGCUUACAUGUCCAUGCGGUACGACCGGACCCAUGUCGUGGCCCUCGGCGCCUUCCUCUGGUCCGCCGCCACCUUCCUCGUUGCUGUCUCCACCACCUUCCUCCAGGUAGCAGUCGCAAGGGCUCUCAAUGGGGUCGGGUUAGCUCUGGUAAUACCAUCCAUCCAAGCCCUUGUGGCCGAUUCCACCAACGACAGCACUCGUGGAUCGGCAUUUGGAUGGCUAUAUCUGACCAGUGGUUUCGGCUCCAUCAUCGGCAACUUCUUGGGCCUUCUGCUGGCGUCCACUUCGUUCAUGGGAAUCGCUGGCUGGAGAGUUGCCUUCCAUCUGAUCACCAUUUUAAGUGUUGUAGUAGGAAUUCUGGUCCGGCUCUUUGCAGUGGAUCCUAAUUUCCCUAAGAACCUUACUGGUGCAAGCGACAAAGCCACCUCGAGGAAGUUGAUUUGGGCAGAACUAAAGGCUCUGAUCGAAGAAGCCAAGACUGUCAUGAGAAUCCCUUCGUUUCAGAUCAUCGUGGCUCAGGGGAUCAGCGGAUCGUUUCCGUGGUCCGCCCUCUCGUUCAUGCCGAUGUGGCUGGAGCUCGUCGGAUUCUCCCACGGCGAGACCGGACUCCUCAUGACAUUGUUCUCCAUUGCGACGUCGCUUGGAGCACUGUUUGGGGGAAAGAUGGGGGACUUUCUUGCAAAGCAUUUCCCCAACGCCGGAAGGAUAGUGUUGUCACAGAUAAGCUCUGGUUCUUGCAUUCCUCUUGCCGGUGUGCUGUUACUGGUCUUGCCUGGUGACCCCUCCACAGGGCUUGCUCACGGCCUUGUCUUCUUCAUCAUGGGAUUAAGCAUCUCCUGGAACGCGGCGGCCACUAACAAUCCGAUAUUUGCAGAAAUAGUCCCGGAGAGAUCUCGAACGAGCAUCUACGCACUAGAUAGAUCCUUUGAGUCCAUACUCGCGUCGUUUGCUCCUCCAGUUGUUGGCAUUUUAGCUGAGCAUCUCUAUGGUUACAGACCGACUCCCAGUGGAUCAGGUGAAGGUGCAGUUCUCGAGUCGGACAGAGCAAACGCUGCCUCGUUGGCCAAGGCGCUUUACACUGCUAUAGCAAUUCCAAUGUCACUAUGUUGUUCCAUCUACUCUUUCCUAUACUGUACCUAUCCAAGAGACAGAGAGCGAGCAAGAAUGGAUUCCUUGAUAGCAUCAGAGAUGCAGCAGCUUGAGCUGGAAAAUAGCAGUGAAGUUAGAGAUGAGCAAAAGCUUUCCACCAAAGCUAUUGACAUUACUGAUGGGAUAGACGAUGAGAGUGAUGAAAUGAGACUGCUGUCAGGACCUGCAAUAGUAUCAGAUGACGAGGAUUAGUGAGUGUAGUAGCAUUCAACUGAUCAACAUGAAUUGCUCAUCGAGAGACUGGAAUGUAUCUUCACUAUUCCGACUAAUUUGUUUGAAUUCUGUCAUGUAUAGUCCAAAAACAAACAGAUCCUUUGACUGUUC